GACGAGCAGACCGACGCUGACUACGUAUCUGCGCCGAGCAGCCCGGCUCUGCCCCCCAGAUGGACCCACAACACACUGCACUGGACUGGGUUGUACCGCGCAACGACCAGCAGGGGCGCUGUUCAGCAACGAUUGAUGCUUUUGAUUCAUCCCGUGCGGCUGCAUAAGAGUCAAGCAAACAUCAGACGGAGCCCGGAGAAAAAAAAGCAGAGACUGAACGUGGGGAGGGGGGAGGUGGGGGAUAGAGUGUUUGUGUGACACAGAGAGUGAGCGAGAAAGAGACGGAGAGCAGGAGAAAGAGACGGAGAGAGUGGAGCCCGUGAGCUCGUCUCACCUCCUAAUCAGAUUUCUUGGGGGAACUAUCAUCGACUGGCGGAGGAGGCAAAGAGGAAGGCGGAACAAGAAAGACAGUACCAUCGUCCCGGCUACGAGCUUCUCCCAUCACAAAUCUGAGCCUCAUACAUAUGACAGACAUGGAUGCCCCCCUUGUCACCCCGUGCAAUAUCCGGAUCUGUGAGGUGACCUGUGACUCCUUCCGCAUCGUGUGGGACAUGACCCCAGAGGACACAGCCAGAGCCACACACUUCUUCAUUGACCUGAGCCGCAAAGAGAGCAAGGACCCCAACCGCUUCAAACACAGGGACGUGCCGACCAAGCUGGUGGCCAAGGCGGUGCCCCUGCCCAUGGCCGUCAGGGGCCACUGGUUCCUCAGCCCCAGGACCGAGUACUGCGUCGCGGUCCAGACCGCCAUCCGACAGCCGGACGGCGACUACCUGGUGUCGGAGUGGAGCCAGGUGGUGGAGUUCUGCACCGGAGACUACGCCAUGGAACACCUGCAGCAGCUCCACGACAAAGCCAAGGGCUCGGCGGGGAGGCUGCUGAAGUUCUCCGUCUUCUACCGGAACCAGCACCCCGACUACUUCGACCACGUCAGGAAGGAAUGCGGCGGGCUGAUGCAUCCGGCCUUGAAAGACAGCAGCGGGAGCCACGGGUCCCCUGUCAACGGCAAGCUGCGCGGGGUCUUCUUCAGCUGCAACACGGAGUUUGACACGGGCCUCCCCCCCAGAGACUCCCCCUACGGGCCCCUGCGCUUCCAGGUCCCGGCCGGAGUUCUCCUGAACCCCAACAUCCGCCUGUAUUUCGCCGACUUCUACUGCAUGUACACUGCCUACCACUACGUGGUGCUGGUUCUGGCGCCCGCGGGCUCGGAGGGAGACGCCUUCUGUGGCCCCCGCCUCCCCCGCUUGGACCUGGCCUCCAACCCCUUCCUGACGUACACCGCCCCCCAGCAGCUGGGCCAGGGGCCCGAGUACCGCCACGCCAGCGACGUCAUCCUGGAGGUGCUCUUCACGGAGCCGGUCCAUUUGGAUCAGGGCAGCGUGGAGCAGAUCAGCGGGCACCACCAGCUCAUGAGCCUGACCACGGCCGACGCCAAGAAAGACCCGAGCUGCAAAGUGUGUAACAUCAGUGUGGGGCGCUGAGGGGGACACACACCGGGCCGUGUGGGCCUAAGGUUCUGAGGCAGAACUGAUGUCAGCGUGAGUCAGAACACGGGCUCAGCUGUCAGGGUGCGCAUGCCACUGUCCCUGGAAUAGAAUAGUAUUAUUUAAACAGUGGACUCUUGAAGUUUCACAGAGCUCUCUUGUGGUCACAGAUAGAAAUACAGUAAAUGUCCUUUGACCUUUAGUUUAAAACAUCAUUGCCUCUUUUGUGUUUGUGUCAUUUCACCUUUUCAAUUAACGUUUGUUCCUUAAGUUAUAUUGGAAUUCCUGCGCUUUGAUGGACCACUAGGUUUGAUGUGAUGUCAUCAAAUCCUCUACGUCUUCUGGCACAAAGUGACAUCCAGAUGUACUUUGUGUUCAUUAAGGCAUCAUUCAUGUUUUACUGUAGUUUUACCUUUAGUUCUCAGCAUCCGUGCCAAAACGCUUGACGCUUCUCUAAAAUCUAAUUGUACAGGUAUUAUUAGAGCUGUUCUAAUCGUUCAUGUAUUGAGGGUUUGAUGGAUCGGAGGAAGGUAACGGGGGAGAUCCUCUCGCUCCAGUCCCUGCAUCUAGUCUCUGGCAGCGUGUGUUGGUUCUCUAAACAGGGCUGAGCUAAGAUUAGCCUCUCCUGCUAUGGGGCUUGUGCUUGUCGCUCUCCGGUAAUCUGUGACCUAUAUGGGAAUCCCAGAAAUGCCCAAAGUGAAAGGAAUGCCCCCCACCCCCCACCCCCCAAUGCAGCGGCAAAGCAUCAGCUGGUAAAAUGUGAAGUGAAACAAGAGUGUGUGGACUGAAAGACUGAAAGGUCAACUGUGAGCUGAUUGUGAAAGAAGAGCCGACAAAAAGGUUAAGGUCAAGCAACAACUCUACAAUCCAUUUUAUAUGAACCAGAUGCUGAAAUUGUAUAAAAACAAUACAAAGGUAAUAAAAAACACCCAACUCCA
Betta splendens (Siamese fighting fish) is the source of this 2422-nucleotide messenger RNA. It is a transcript of the gene phyhip, whose product is annotated as phytanoyl-CoA hydroxylase-interacting protein. The record is from RefSeq and is a predicted model, not a curated record. Gene Ontology annotation, cellular component: cytoplasm. Lineage: Eukaryota; Metazoa; Chordata; Actinopteri; Anabantiformes; Osphronemidae. Bases 465 to 1481 code for a protein of 338 amino acids. The transcript is spliced from 6 exons. Gene Ontology annotation, molecular function: protein binding.